Paramecium tetraurelia is the source of this 1917-nucleotide messenger RNA. RefSeq lists its product as uncharacterized. The transcript has 5 exons. Lineage: Eukaryota; Ciliophora; Oligohymenophorea; Peniculida; Parameciidae. The record is from RefSeq and is a predicted model, not a curated record. Gene Ontology annotation, cellular component: membrane. Gene Ontology annotation, molecular function: ABC-type transporter activity; ATP hydrolysis activity; ATP binding.
AUGUAAUCUCAAGAUGAAUACAUCAGUUUGCCAAAAGUCAAAUCUAACAAAAUCGAUAAUUAGGAAAUAGAUUUGCAUUGGAAGAAUCUUACAGUAACAAUUAAAAUGGUAGAAUUCUUAUAUAUAUAAUUACAGAAGGAAUAAUCAAGGAGACCAAAAGUGACAGAUCCUUUACUAGGAUUAAAUAAUGAAAAAACAAUUCUCAACAAUGUCUCAGGAUAUGCAAAAGCUGGUCAAAUGACUGCAAUUAUGGGACCAUCCGGUGCUGGGAAGACAACUUUGGUCGCAUUAUUGAGCAAAAGAUAUAAACCUGGACCAAACACUACUAUCAGUGGAGAAGUCUUAGCAAACAACAAUAAAUACAAAAGAUUCAAUGAUUUUGGUGCUUUUGUGAUCUAGGAUGAUUUGUUGAUGGCAACAAUGACUGUAAAAGGUAUUUAAUUUUUGAUGAUGUCAGAAACGUUGAUGUUUGCAGCCAAUAUGAGAUUGAAAGAUGAUUUAGCAUAAAGAAUGUCUAGAGUUGAUUAGAUAAUCAAAGAUUUGAAUUUGAGAGCCUGUUAAAAUACUUUGGUGGGAGAUAACAUCAUCAAAGGCAUUUCUGGAGGAGAGAAGAAAAGAACUUCCAUCGGUAUGGAAUUAAUUGGCGAUCCACCUGUUUUAAUCCUAGAUGAACCAACUUCAGGCUUAGAUUCCUUUACUGCAUUUAUUUGUAUGAAUAUUCUCAAGAAGAUCACAAUUAAUCAAAAAAGGACAGUAAUUUUUACAAUACAUCAACCAAGUCUAGAUAUAUGUCAAUUAUUUGAUCGCAUGAUUAUUUUAAAUAAUGGUUAAACAAUCUAUCAAGGAAAUUAUGGUUUUCUAUUGGAUUAUUGUAGACAAAUUAAUUUGAAUGUAGAUAUCCAUUCAACUCCUUUAGAUUCCAUAAUGAAUAAUCUUAAUGAAGCCUUUAAUUAAGGAGAUAAUAAAGUCACUCAUGCAAAUUACAAAAUAUAUCUAGAAGAAGAUGUCCUGAAAUUCCAUUCUUAAUAUCAAGGUUAUCAUAAAAGAAGAACUUAAACAUCAUUCUGUCAAGAAAUGAAAUUUCUCAUGAAAAGAUAAUUCAUUAAUUAUGUCAGAAGUCCUAAUUUACUAAGAAGUAAAAUAUUUGGAUCAGUCUUCAUGUUGUUAUUCUUGGGAUGGCUAUUUUGGAUGGUGGGAAAAGAUCAACCUCCCCAAGAUGAAAAUGUAAGCAUUGAUGACCUAAGCAAAUACUUAAACAACAUGAGAGGAGCUUGUUUUGUUUGUGGAACUUCAGCAAUAUUCUCUGCCCUAGGACCAUUGUUAAUGUUAUUCCCCAUUGAAAGAAACAUUUUCUUAAAAGAAGAGAACUCUAAGAUGUAUCGAGUCUCUUCCUACUUCUUGAGUAAGGUUAUGUUAGAAGUACCCAUGAAUGUUUUUAUUUAAAUCUUAUUCUCAAUAGCAUUAUAUGCUGCUUUUGGAUUUAUUUGGGAACUUGAAAACGUUAUACUCUUUACUGUUAUAAGUGUUUCCGUAUCUUUAAGUGGCAACGGAUUAGGAAUAUUUACUGGAUGUUUAUUUAAAGAUGCCAAACAAUCUGCUUCCUUAGGUCCAAUACUCUUGAUUCCACUUUAAGUAUUUAGUGGACAGUAUGCCAACUUGGCUUCUAUUCCUAAAUUUAUAAGCUGGGUCCAAUACAUCUCACCAUUUAAAUAUUUCUUAGAAGGAUUCGGUAGAACAUAAUUAAAUGAUGCCAUGUUUCAUUUGGAUCCUUCAGGAGUUGAAUUAUCUCCAUGGACAUACUAUGGAAUGGAUUUUGGAAUGUGGAAUUGUGCCAUAGUUUUAAUAUCUAUUGCUGUUAUGUUUCAUGUAUUUGGUGGUAUCUUUUUAAAACUCUUAGUCAAUAAAAUUAAUGUUUGA